Colletotrichum godetiae is the source of this 654-nucleotide messenger RNA. RefSeq names its product xyloglucan-specific endo-beta-1,4-glucanase A. Gene Ontology annotation, biological process: polysaccharide catabolic process. Gene Ontology annotation, molecular function: cellulase activity. The transcript has 3 exons. NCBI's taxonomy places the organism in Eukaryota, Fungi, Ascomycota, Sordariomycetes, Glomerellales, Glomerellaceae. Bases 1 to 654 code for a protein of 217 amino acids. The record is from RefSeq and is a predicted model, not a curated record.
AUGUGCGACUCCUUCGGCUCUGUCGCCACCGGCGGCUUCACCAUCUACCACAACAACUGGGGUGCGGCUCAGGCCACCUCCGGCAGCCAGUGCACCACCUUCACAUCUCUCAAGUCCGGCUCCGUCGCUUGGUCGACCUCCUGGACCUGGGCUGGUGGUCAGGGACAGGUCAAGUCCUACUCCAACGUUGCCCUCGAGAAGGUCAACAAGCAGCUCUCUGCUGUCAAGUCCAUUCCCUCCAAGUGGACCUGGAGCUACACCGGCUCUAACAUCGUUGCUGAUGUCGCCUACGACCUCUGGCUCGCCCCCUCCGUUGGUGCCAACAACAAGUACGAGAUCAUGAUCUGGCUCGGCGCCCUCGGCGGUGCUGGCCCCAUCUCCAGCACUGGCAAGACCAUCGACACCCCCACCAUUGCCGGCACCAAGUGGUCCCUCUACUCUGGCCCCAACGGUGACACCACUGUCUACUCCUUCGUCGCCCCCAGCCAGAUCAAGAGCUUCAACGGCGAUCUGAACCUCUUCUUCACCUACCUCACCUCCAAGCAGGGCGUUGCCAAGACCAACGUCAUCACCAGCCUCCAGGGCGGUACCGAGCCCUUCUCCGGCACCAACGCCGUCUUCACGACGUCCGCCUACACCCUCACCGUCCAGUAA